Messenger RNA from Papilio machaon (common yellow swallowtail), 536 nucleotides. RefSeq lists its product as uncharacterized. The record is from RefSeq and is a predicted model, not a curated record. Bases 80 to 385 code for a protein of 101 amino acids. The transcript is spliced from 2 exons. Lineage: Eukaryota; Metazoa; Arthropoda; Insecta; Lepidoptera; Papilionidae.
UAUUUAUUAGUUUGUUUACUAUAAUUAUCGCCUCUUCUUCAUAAUAAGAAUCUAGAAGUACAUAUUUUCAGUUUAACAAAUGGCUCCACAUACGGGUACAGCUACUCCAGAGCAAAUUGACGUACUUCUCAAUUUCUUGGACGAGCAUAGGGAUCUUGCUCGUGGAAGAUUGAGGGGUGCCGAUGGCAAUGUCCAAGCUAAGAGUCUGUGGGAAGAAUUGUGCAAUUCACUCAAUUCUAUGGGUGGUUGUACAAAAACAAUCCAGCAGUGGCAAAAACCUCACAACCUGCACAAUCUAGAAGGAGACAAUCGGCUACUGGCUCAGAUGUCAGGAGGAGAUUGUUUCAAUUGGAAGAAGAGCGUGCAGGCAGAGAGACAGCUCUAAACACUGAGCUUGCAGGCAUCAGGGUUGCCCUGGAAGAGCUGUGUGGACUGAUGAGAAAAUUUUUAGAAAAAUAAAAGUGUAUUAUAAUUUGGCAAAUGAGUUUUAUUCACUAUUAUUUAUUUAUUUAUAAUACAAUGUUAACCUAAAAUAC